Molecule: messenger RNA, 1992 nt
Organism: Punica granatum (pomegranate)
Lineage: Eukaryota; Viridiplantae; Streptophyta; Magnoliopsida; Myrtales; Lythraceae
Source: RefSeq, a predicted model, not a curated record
UGCUAUGUCUGUCAAUGGCUUCUCCGCUCAGGCUGUGCUGAGAGCUUCGAGACUUCGCCGGCUCCGCUGCACAUUUCUCUAUUCUUCCUUCCCCCGUCAGGUCGUCUCCGGUAAGUAAGUAAAGGCAAAGUAGGCUCCUUCAUCUACGGAUUCCUCCUGCCGUUGAGCACGACUCGGUCGGAGGUUUUCUUUGGUUCUGCAGCUGAAGAAGGCCGGAGAUGUCGACUCAAUCCGAUGGCGGUAACCGAACUCCAGCUGAUGAGCUCGCUCGGAAAACUUCCGGGGAUCCGCAAACUUCGGGGACCGAAGAUACAAAUUCUAAGUCCCCACCAUCAGUGUUUGUGAAUUCGGAACCUGUGCGAGAGGAGCAAGUCCAGAAUGCCGUGAAGUUUCUUUCACACCCCAGGGUCCAAGGUUCCCCAGUCAUUUACCGGCGGUCUUUUCUUGAAAGGAAAGGCCUCACGAAGGAGGAGAUAGACGAAGCCUUUCGGCGAGUGCCGGACCCACCUCCAAGUGCACAGGCACCUACUGCCACUCAAGAAGGGCAACUGCAAUCAUCCGCAAACGUUCAGCAGCAAGGUCCUGUACAAGCUCUUCAGCCUGCAACAGCUGCACGUGCUGGUGUUAUAGCUUCAGUGGUGCCUGCUAAUCGCUACCGUUUUCACUGGUAUCAUGCUAUACUUGCUGUAGGACUUUUAGCGGGAUCGGGUGCUGGGACAAUCAUAUUUGUCAAGAAAGCGGUUAUUCCAAGGUUGAGGUCAUGGAUACGAGCAGUUGUUAUGGGAGAAGAAAAUGGCAUCCCAAAAGAAACUCACCUCAAGCCAACUUUGGCUGAAGAAACCACGGCUGCAGCCAAAGCGGCUGCCGCAGCAGCUGCAGAUGUGGCUAAAGCAAGUGAGGAAUUGUUGAAUUCCAAACUUCAAGAGAAAAAAUUAUUUGGGGAGAUUAUGAACUUGUUAGAUGUUCAACUACGAGAAAUGAAGUCGAUAGGUGUUGCUGUGAAGAACUUACAAGGUCAAGCAAAUUCCUAUGUUAGGAAUCCCUUGUCUAGUAGAGACCUUGCAGCCCCUACAUCCUUUUCAAAGCAACCAUAUGCUAAUGGGAAGGCAGAUUUGGACUACCGUACAGCAGGCAGAUCAUCUAUUCCUCAAGCAUCCACGGAGCCCUCUGCUGCACCUCAUCCAAAAUCUUAUAUGGAGAUCAUGGCUAUGGUACAAAGGGGGGAAAGACCUCCAAACGUUAAGGACAUAGAUGAUUCACCCCCCAACCCAAACCAGCCAAUAUCUAAUUCUCGGGUAGCUCCUCGAAUUAAGCCUUGGGAAGCUGGUCAGACCCAGAAGAGCUCAAACCAAGCAUUUCCAUAUCAGUUGAACCCUGGAAGUGUAGAUAACAAUGGGUUUGUCUCUCAGUUGCCGGCCAUUAGCUCAGGCCUUCGGGGGCAACCGGCGAAGAAUUUGAGGAUCUCUGAAAUGGAGCAUGAAGAUGAGCUGAAAACCAUGACCCAUAGUUCAAGUUCCUUCGAGCAACCCAUUAAGCAUCCAUGGGUCCCACCACAACCACCCCCUGUGGCCAUGGUGGAGGCAGCGGAAGCCAUCAGAAGGCCGAAGCCCUCAAUCCCAAGGGAGCAACUGUCUGAUGAGCAAAAAGUGUUUGGCCCUUCAGAUGCAAUGGAUGAGUCGGUAAAGUCAGCUGAUAUAUCCGAGUCAGGUGGAACAGCAGAUAGUAAUGGUGGGAACCAGGUACAGCGGGAGGAAGGCAACAACUUCUAAAGAAAAUGAACUUGGAUUAGGUGAUCCGCUCAAGCCGAGCAACCUAUAAAUGCGGUCAUUGUUGUUUGUUGAGCAUACAAAGCCGAAGGGAACGCCCAUGUACAAGAAUAUAACAUGGUGCCUUUUGUAGGCGGCCCUAUUGUACAAAGUGGACAUUUAUCCUUUUGAACAUAUUGUGUCAUUUUAUAAAUGCAGUGAAUAAUAUCUCGAGUUAUCUAUGCUA